Messenger RNA from Cinara cedri, 954 nucleotides. Lineage: Eukaryota; Metazoa; Arthropoda; Insecta; Hemiptera; Aphididae. The record is from the annotation of a GenBank genome assembly.
AUGUUUGAUAUAUCAAAUUCAUAUGUUGCAAAAGGUGAUAUUGAGAAAGAUGAAAACAUUAACAAGUAUAGUUUACUCUAUGGUAAUAAUCCGAUUCUUCUUGCUAUAUCUAAAGGGUGGAAUCAUAUUAACGAAGAUGACUAUAGUAGGAUUUGUGAUAAUCUUCAGGAACACAUCAAUCAAAGUGAAUUGAUAUUACCUAAAUACGAGGAAAAUUUGGAACGAAAGCUAUGUAUAAGAAAUAGUAUAGAUGCAGAUAAAAAAAUGUUAAACAAAUGUUCAGGGCUUUUGAAACAAAGGGAUAUUAUAAGUAAAUUACUAGAAAGAGAAGACCUUGAUAUAAAUUGUAUUCAUCUUUCUAAUGGUAUGACACCGUUACACAUAGCAUGCCUUAGAGGUGAUUCUCCAGAAUUAAUUCAAAGAUUAUUAGACAAAGGAGCAAAUCCUGAUGCUGUCAAUUACAAGGGCGAGAAAUCUAUUGAUAUGAUUGGCUAUAGUUAUGAGGACACUCAGAAAAUUAUAGAGAGCAUAACUGGGGGAUAUAAAUUUGGAUCUGAGGAAAAGUAUGAUGAAAAUAAAUCUGUAGUUGCAACAUUACCAACUCGAAAGGAAAGGGAGGAUAAUAUUAAAGUAAUAAGAGAAAUAUUACAUGCUGCCAAAAGCCGCUCAAAUACUUCUACUGUUGAUGAUCAAAUACCUAAGUAUAACAAUGCAAAAAAAGCAAUAACUACUUCAACAUUGGUAGCUAUUACAGUAAUGUUUCCAUUAUCUAUAUAUCUUAUUGUUCAAGGAAGUUUUGUAGCAGCAGGAAUAGUAGUAGGUUGUAUUAUUGUUGCAGCAGCUGUUCUGUACCAUAGCAAUAACAGUAAAGCUGAUAAUAAAUUGCCAAGAGGAUUACUUAAUGAUUUUAAAUCUGGUCCUGAGAGCUUUAAAGAAAGGAGUUCAAUACUUUAA